AUGGCACGACAGUGCCUCUUCCCCCUCGAGGCAGAAAAGAAUGGUGUGGGCGUACCCCAACAACAGAAUGGUGUGGGCGUACCCCAACAACAGAAUGGGUACGAAAAGACAGAGGAUACGGCAAUCUCAGAGAAGACAUCCUUAGUUGACCAAGAAGACGCACGACUGAUAUUCCUCAAUCAGCCACAAUUGACCAAGUUCUGCAGCAAUCACGUCAGCACUGCAAAGUAUAAUGUCCUGACGUUCCUGCCUCGGUUCCUCUACUCUCAGUUCAGAAGGGCUGCCAACUCCUUCUUCCUCUUUAUCGCUCUCCUGCAGCAAAUUCCGGAUGUGUCACCCACUGGUCGCUGGACUACCCUGAUGCCCCUACUCUUCAUCCUGGUGGUGGCAGCAGUCAAGGAGUUCAUUGAGGAUCUGAAACGUCACAACGCCGACAAUGUCGUCAAUAAGAAGGAAUGUCAAGUGCUUAGGAACGGUGCCUGGGAGAUUGUGCACUGGGCAAAGGUGGGAGUCGGGGAGGUAGUUAAAGCGGCCAAUGGGGAUCACCUGCCGGCUGACCUCGUCAUUCUGUCGUCCAGUGAGCCCCAAGGUAUGUGCUAUAUUGAGACUUCAAACUUGGAUGGAGAAACAAACCUCAAAAUCCGACAGGGACUGCAAAUCACCUCAGAGAUCAAGGACAUUGACAACCUGAUGCGUCUCUCCGGGCGCAUGGAGUGCGAGAGCCCCAACCGCCAUCUGUACGAGUUUGUGGGGAACAUCCAUCUGGACGGACACAGCACUGCCUCUCUGGGUCCAGACCAGAUUCUGCUGCGAGGUGCCCAGUUGAGGAACACCCAGUGGGUCCAUGGCGCUGUGGUCUACACCGGACACGACACCAAGCUCAUGCAGAACUCCACACGGCCUCCACUGAAGCUGUCUAACGUGGAGCGCAUCACAAACUUCCAGAUUCUAUUGCUGUUCGGCUGUCUACUGGCCAUUUCUCUGGUGUGCUCCAUCGGACAAACCAUCUGGAAGUACCAGUACGGCAAUGCAGCUUGGUACAUGGAUUUGAACUCUCCAGGUAACAACCAUUUUAAAAGCCCUGGCCAUCCGUGA
Oncorhynchus nerka (sockeye salmon) is the source of this 1095-nucleotide messenger RNA. It is a transcript of the gene atp8a1, whose product is annotated as ATPase phospholipid transporting 8A1. Bases 1 to 1095 code for a protein of 364 amino acids. Gene Ontology annotation, cellular component: plasma membrane. Gene Ontology annotation, biological process: phospholipid translocation. Gene Ontology annotation, molecular function: ATPase-coupled intramembrane lipid carrier activity. Lineage: Eukaryota; Metazoa; Chordata; Actinopteri; Salmoniformes; Salmonidae. The record is from RefSeq and is a predicted model, not a curated record. The transcript is spliced from 13 exons.